AAGUGAAGAAGCAAAGCAACCAACUCGGAUCUGAUCUGAACACCGUCACGCACUCAACUCACUAACGCACUCACCCCCCCACGGACACCACUACAGCACCACCACCACCAACGAACGGCACAAUGGCAGAGAAUACAGCAGCGAGCAACGGCCGUGAGGUCAAGGUUGUGAUUGGCAAUCAGGCCGCCUUUGAUGAGAAGGUCGCCAAGCUCAAGAAGGACGGCGCCAAGAAUCUGCAGGUGAUUGCGGACUUUGAUUACACGCUGACGCGGUUCCGCCUGGACGAUGGGAAGCGCAGCGCAAGUACGCACGCAGCAAUCGAGAUGUCAAAGCUGAUGAGCGAGCAGUUUGCCACGGAGACGCGCGCCAACUUUGAACACUACUACCCCAUUGAGGUGUCGGACAUUCCUCACGAGGACAAGGAAAAGGCCAUGAUCGAAUGGUGGACCAAGAGCCACGAGCUGAUGAUCAAGCACGACCUGCGGCGCGAGUACCUCGAGGACAUGGCGGGCAGCGACCGGCUGGUGCUGCGCGACGGCGUGAAGGAGUUUCUGCAGUCUCUCAAGGACAAGGGCGUCCCCAUCCACAUCUUCUCCGCGGGGCUGUACGACAUCAUCCACGUGUACCUGCGGCUGCACGGCUUGGAGGGCAUGGCGCACGUGGUGUCCAACAUGAUGACGUUUGAUGACGAAGGAAAGCUCACCGGCUUCAAGGGCGAGCUCAUCCACACCCUCAACAAGAACAGCAAGGCCCUGCGUGACUCGCCAGAGUGGCAGCAGGUGCAGGAGCGCACCAACGUGCUGCUGCUUGGCGACAACGCCGGCGACAUUGGCAUGGCCAAGGGGCUUGACCGCCACACCGUGCUCAGCGUUGGCUUCCUCAACGACCGCGAGGAGCGGCUCGAGCUGUACAAGCAGCGGUAUGACGUGGUGCUGCUUGGCGAUGGCGACAUGACGUACGUCCGCAACCUCCUCGCCGACAUUGUUGGCUGAUGUGGGCGAGGGUGAGGGAGAGGGAGGGAGGGAGAGGGGGGUGUGUGUGUGUGUGCGUGUGUGUCUGGUUGUGUGCGUGUGAUCGCUUUUAUGCGUUCGCCCACGUGCGUGUGAUCCCGUUCAUGUGUUCACGCACGUGUGUACUUGAAACGCGCUGCCAACAACGUCCGCAUGUUGAGAGUCCAGGCUCGUGAUAAAUACAACCAAGCCAGUGUUGGCAGUGUUUCUUUUGUGUGUUCGGUUUGGUGCAGACUACACGCGAUAAUAACAGACCC
This is a messenger RNA of Salpingoeca rosetta, 1267 nucleotides long. RefSeq names its product 5'-nucleotidase. Lineage: Eukaryota; Choanoflagellata; Craspedida; Salpingoecidae. Bases 123 to 992 code for a protein of 289 amino acids. The transcript has 3 exons. Gene Ontology annotation, cellular component: cytoplasm. Gene Ontology annotation, molecular function: magnesium ion binding; 5'-nucleotidase activity. The record is from RefSeq and is a predicted model, not a curated record.